Aureobasidium vineae is the source of this 717-nucleotide messenger RNA. Lineage: Eukaryota; Fungi; Ascomycota; Dothideomycetes; Dothideales; Saccotheciaceae. The record is from the annotation of a GenBank genome assembly.
AUGGACCUCCCUCAGUGGUCAAGCAACACCUGGGAUUCAGGUUCUGUAUUCGACAUCCUCGAGAAGUCGUUCAAAACCAUCCAGCUUAAGUCGUACGACGGCACCACAGUCCAUGUGAACAAGGCCCUACUCGUCUUCUUCUCAAAGUACUACAGAGCAGCGCUCACCAGAAACUUCUCGGAAGCGAACAAAAAUAUCUUCGACGUCGAGCUGUCCGGCGAGCACCUCAAGCUCUUCACGACCUGGCUGCACAGCGGCAAGAUCGAAGAACCAGUUGCCCCAAAAGGCGUGUGUGUAUGCGAGACCUAUGUGCGUCUGUACAUCUUCGCAGAACAGACAGAAAUCCUAGCACUGCGCCGCAAAGUCAUCGGCUAUCUCGCAUCUGCACCACUGCCCAAGUACGACACGGUUGCUCUCAUCCUCGCGAAUCAGCCAGAAAGUUCUCCUUUGAGAAAGCAUGUGUUGAGAUCCUACAUCAACCACUGGACCCCCGAGGGCGAUACCGAAGAUAAUUACCUCGAGUCGGUAGAGCGAGACACCGAGGGCGUGCUUCCUGGCUUUAUGUACAAACUCUUGGUGGGCGUGGCAAACCGCGAAGAAGUUGACCCAAAACGCUGUGCUUGUUGCCACCGCCAGUGCAGAUACCAUGAGCACGAGAGUACUGAAGAGGUGAAUGAGAACUCACGCCUCUUCAAAGACACCGACGAAGACGAAUGA